GAGAGAGAGAGAGAGAGAGAGUGGGAUAGAGGGGCGCUGUGUCAUAUCAUAGAAACCAUCAUCUUGACCAUACACUCAAGAAGUACAAUAUGUUAUAUUGCAAAGCCUUUGCAAAGAUGGGGGACGACAAGCCUUUUGUGUGCAGUGCUCCUGGCUGUGGGCAGAGGUUUACUAAUGAGGACCACCUGGCUGUUCAUAAACACAAACAUGAAAUGACGCUGAAGUUUGGACCCAUUAGAACUGACUCCGUCAUCAUUGCAGACCAGACGCCGACUCCCACUCGUUUCCUGAAAAACUGUGAAGAGGUGGGCCUGUUCAAUGAGCUGGCCAGCUCGUUCGAGCAGGAGUUCCCCAAGGCCCAGGAAGAUGAGGACAAGAGGGCUAAGAACCCGUUGCCUGCUCCUAAUUCAGGAGCACUUGACAUGAGUUUGCAGACGCCUUCAGACAUUAAGGUGAAGGAGGAGGACCCUGUGGAGGUGGACUCUUCUCCGCCUUCCAGCCCUGACUCCAUCUCCAGCAUGUCAGACAGCAGCAAAGAGCCCGUCAGCAGAGGAAAGAAUUCUCCUCUUAAGCCUGCCGUGAGUUCGGCUCCCACCCCUACCAUAGGGCGUCCUGGCUCCCUCCCACUGCACCUGGGUUAUGACGGCCUGCAGCCCACUAUGCCCUCCCCUACCUCUGUCAUCACACACACCCCACCAUCCAACCGUACACUGGGAUCUCCCACAGUGCCGUACCCAAUGAUGAUGCUUCCCAAUGGUCAAACAGUUCCUGUGCUUCCAGGUCCUAUGCAGAUGCCCUCUGUAAUAUCUCUGGCGAGGCCCCUGUGUAUGGUGCCCAACAUUCCAGGAAUUCCCGGCCCUCCACUAGGGGGCAGCAGCAGCGGCUCGUCUUCACCCUCAGGCUAUUACCCCCACAAUGAGGCAAAGAUGAGGUUGAAGGCAGCAUUAUCUCAGCAGAUGCCCACAGCUCAGGGUUGCCUUGGUGUGGCGAUGGGGUCCAGUGCGAUGAUCCCUCAGAGAGUGGAGCAAAGCCAGCUGCUGGUCCAGCAUCCAGACGCCCCGUCCCCUGCUCAGCCACAGGUGUCACCAGCUCAGCCCACCGGAGGUCGCAGGCGGAGGACGACUGAUGACGACCCUGAUGAGAGGAGGCAGCGCUUCCUGGAGCGGAACCGGGCUGCAGCUUCUCGUUGCAGACAGAAGCGCAAGAUAUGGGUCAGCUCUCUGGAGAAGAAAGCCGAAGAACUCUCCUCCAUCAACGUCUCGCUGUCGAACGAGGUGUCUCAUCUGCGAAACGAAGUUGCUCAUCUGAAGCAGUUGCUGUUAGCUCACAAAGACUGUCCCGUCACCAACCUCCAGAAGAAAGCCGUCUACUUGGGAGAGGAGCACAUGAAAGAGACGUCUGAGCCCACAGGCUCCCCGGCACCGGUCAUUCAGCACAGCUCUCUGGCCCCCACCCACUCGUCUGCGGUAGGCGCCAACGGCCUGAACUCCCGCGCUGCAGCCGAGGCAGUGGCCAUGUCAGUGCUGGCAGGGAUGGGCAGCCAACGAGGGGAGAGUGGCGGCCCGUCACACGUCAUCAUGGCCACACAGUCCCACCCAUCCAACAGAUGAUGAGAGCAGGUAACAGUCUGCCUGGGACUCUCUGCAUCCCGGGAGAGGGGGGCAGAUCUGCCAGAGGAGAAUGCUGGUUCCCUCUCAUGCCAUCACGCUCUGGCCUGGAGCUCAGCUGCAUUCUGGGAAUGAAACUGGGAAUAUGUACACAUAUAGAGAGAGACAGAAGGAGAUUGUCGUUCACUAUGCCAUAGACUACGGGGGCUGGACUCCAAACCAUGCUCUCAUUUGCAUCCUCUGUAACUCCUGCUCCUUCCUUCAACUUCCUCCUGCUCCUCCACUGGCUGUAGGGCUGCAAAGCACUUCCUGUCAUUAAACGUAUCCCCACAGACACACGCUGCAAUAAAGACAUUGUUCGUUUGAACCGUGACUGAGCACCCGGUGUAUGUCACGAGUUGCGACGAUGCAAUACUUUAUAUAUUCUUAUAUAUAUGUAUCAGUAAGUGUGUGUUUGAGAGAAACAUGAUGCUUUAAUGUUCUGUAGGAUCUUCUACCUUGCUAUUUUACAGCAGGUUUUUAGUUUUCUGGUGGCCAUCCCCCUCAUCUGAUCCGCGCUCAUCUUACCUCAUUUUUAAUCUGUUAUAUACGUUUAUAAUCGACGUGUGCAUGUGUGCUUCUCGUGUGGGUGUACAAUGAUGUACAAUGGAAGAUAGCAGUUUGUAAAGGACUGAUACACUAAGACUGCCUUGUUAGCAUGCAAACUUUUUGCUAUAUAUAAACUGUAUUGUAUUGGCACAUUGUGUUCAGUUUGGGCUAUGGAACCUCAUAGUUUGGUUCUAUCAUUGUUUUCUUGUGUACGACAAACUCAGAAACAGCAAACGGCAUACUGUCCGAGGUCAUUAUGUACGAUGAGGACGCUUGUGUUGAGAAAUCAAUAUAUUUACUGUUUUAAAUGAUGCCAUUUCUUUUCCCUGUGAUCACAGUGUUUUAAAUGCAGCUUUAGAUAGAGUUAUGUUGAGCCUCCUAAAGUAGUCUGAGACUUUUUUUGCCCCGUCUUUUUCUUUUUUAUUAGUUUUUGUCUAUCUCUGCUGCUGUGUUCUUUAUGGAAUCCCAUUUCUGCUACAUAAGAGGGAAAAAACAUGCUUUGGUAAAUAAUUAUUAGAUAAAACGUCAAUAUUAUUAGAUACAAAGUCAUUAUGAGAUCAAACAUAAAAAAUAUGACAUACCAAGUAUGACAUGCAUAAUUAUGAGAUUAAAAAGUAGUCUAUAGAGCAUAAACGCCAUGAUGUAAAAAACAUAACAGAGAUGGUCAAAAUUAAAAUUAUGAAAAAGUACUUUAUGAAAAGGAGAUCUUUUUUUUUUUUACUUUUAUCCCAUAAUUAUGACUUAUGAAGUAUGUCAUAACAAUUCAUAAAAGUAAAAAUUGUCCCCCAAAAAUUGAUAAAAUUCAUAAUUGUCAGAAAUCAGAACAAAUGAAAAGUCAUAAUUAUUUUCUCAUAAUGAUGACUUAGUAUGUCAUGAUUUUGACUUUUUUUUAUUUAUUUACAAUUUCAUAAUUUCAUGAUAUGGUCUUUACAAUAAAGACUUCUCUCACUAUCUAACAAUUUUGACUAUAUACAUAUAUAUAUUUAUGAAUUAUUAUUAUUAUUUAUUUUUUGGCAGAAAUUGGCUUCCAUUUUGCUCAAUUUACAGAAAUACAGACCUAGUGCCUCCCGUUCAGUUAUUUUCACGAUUACCUGACUGUUAAAGUUGAUAUCACCAUGCUUUGUAACACUAUUUGUUUCUCUGGUUGCUUAUCAACUCAUUAACAUGCACAAUCCCUUAUAACUGUUAGAAGAGAUAGGGAUUCUGCCUUAUUAAUCACACGAGUGCCUCUUUAUUGGUUAACCUCACUCCGUGUCGCUGAGACAACUGGUCACCUAGCAUAUUCAGGCAUCUGUACCAUCAGACCUGGGGUAAUGAAUUAACAGUAAUACCUUUAAUAACUACCAGAGAGCACUGCCCUUAAUUCUAAGCAUAUUCUAUACUGCCAUCUGGAUGUAAUAGGGUGCUAUUACAUGUAACUAGAAAGGCUGCAGGGAGCAAAGAGUGUCCAAUUCUACUGUUGUUUGAAUGCUUUUAUCUCUACUAAGAUGUUUAUCCAAACACAUGCUCUUUUUACGCAAUAUCAGACACUUUAAAAAAGAUAUAUAAGGGACUUCAAUGUACUGUUGUUGCUCAAUUUUUGUAACUUGAACUUUUUCAAUAUUAACACAAUGACAGUUAACACAACGUCAGUCCAAAAUGUAUAUAGGCCUGUCAGAAUGCACUAAAAAAACAUUUUGGGUUCAUUUUUCCAGUUUGGUGUCUUUUAAAUAGCAUGUCAAGGUUACCACUUAACCGAUAUCUCCCAAAUGACUCCUGGUUUAAGUGUUGACCCUGGCUUUUGUGUUCUGUUAUCUGCUGGCACUGUAGUCGUUCAGCCAAACCCAUGUAGAGGAUUGUUGAUCUGAAAUGAGCAGAAUGGAGAAUUUUUAGCUUCACUGGCACUUUUUUUCAUUGUACGCUGCCAGGCCUAUAGAAGUAACCUAUUACAAUAAAUCUUUUUGUGUGUGUGUGUGUGUUGUAAGACAGAAAAGUAGAAAUUCUUUUGUAAUUUUCUUUCUCUUUCUAUUUCGUGUUCUUCUAACACUUUGUACUCAAAUAUUUGUAAGUAUUUUUAUUUGUAUAGAUUAAUAAGAAUGCCUGUUUGAUUCCCCCUUUUACUGAUAAUCACUUUAAAGUUGUACCAAAUUUCUGAUGGACUUAAUGAUCCAUAAUUCCAACAUGAUGCACAAUUAAUUUAUUACGGAAUUAGUUCAUGCAAGGUGAAUUCAAUGCAGUUUCCCUUAGAUAGACUUAACAAAACAAAAGUCAUUUUGAAUAGGAUGAUUUUAGGCCAAAGAUAAAAGAGGAUAUUGUGGAAAUAAAAGUUGUUUUAAGUGUAUGUGUUUUAUGGGAAAUAACCUCACUCCAAGUUGGACUGAUAGUUUUUGGAAUUGUCCUGGUUAUGACAUGUGUACCAUAUAUAUUUACUAUUUUUCAUGCAUGCUGAAGUGAAAUAUUCUGAACACAGUGCUGCAGAUUUGAUUAAACAAAAAACAAAACAAAACAAA
Carassius carassius (crucian carp) is the source of this 4684-nucleotide messenger RNA. RefSeq names its product cyclic AMP-dependent transcription factor ATF-7-like. The transcript has 13 exons. Gene Ontology annotation, molecular function: cAMP response element binding; DNA-binding transcription factor activity, RNA polymerase II-specific. The coding region runs from base 90 to 1610 and encodes 506 amino acids. The record is from RefSeq and is a predicted model, not a curated record. Gene Ontology annotation, biological process: regulation of transcription by RNA polymerase II. Lineage: Eukaryota; Metazoa; Chordata; Actinopteri; Cypriniformes; Cyprinidae.